CUCCUUCCUGCAACAGAUUAAUUAGUGAAGAACAUAAGAGCUGCUCCAUCCAUCCGUUGACUCAAAAAUCAAGUACUACACAACCAUGUCAAAGGCCAAUCUCCAAGUGAUUUCAUGUAAAGCUGCUGUUUGUUGGGGAGAAGGGGAAGCUUUGGUGAUUGAAGAGAUCCAAGUGGAACCACCAGAGGCAUUAGAAGUUCGAGUUAAGAUGAUUUGUGCUAGUCUUUGUCACACAGACAUUCUAUGCUGGACUGGAUAUCCUCUUCCAUUGUUUCCUAGAGUUUUAGGUCAUGAAGGUGCUGGUAUCGUGGAAAGCGUAGGCGAAGGGGUCACAGAACUGAAAGAAGGUGACCUUGUUAUUCCAACCUGCAUAGGGGAAUGCAAGGAGUGUGAAAACUGUGUCUCUGGAAAGACAAAUCUAUGCCUAAAUUAUCCUACAUUGUAUCAUGGUCUAAUGCUUGAUAACUCCUCAAGAAUGUCUGUGAGAGGCCAAAGACUCUACCACUUGUUUACCUGCUCAACAUGGUCAGAAUAUACAGUCAUUAAUGUUAAUUAUCUAGUAAAGAUCGAUCCAAGGGUCCCUCCAUCUCAUGCCAGUUUGAUCUCUUGUGCUUUCUCAACUGGUUUUGGAGCAACUUGGAAGGAAGCAAAGGUUGAAAGAGGAUCAAGUGUUGCAGUUUUUGGUCUUGGAAGUGUUGGAUUAGGAGUUGUAGAGGGAGCAAGAAUUAGAGGAGCAAGUAAGAUCAUUGGUGUGGAUUUAAAUGAAAUGAAGAGGGAGAAAGGGAAAGUUUUUGGGAUGACAGAUUUCAUCAAUCCAACAGCAUCUGAUAAAUCUGUUGCUCAGGAAAUUAAAGAGAUUACAGGGGGAAUGGGUGUGGACUACAGUUUCGAGUGCACUGGAGUCGCGUCCUUGAUCAACGAAGGCCUUGAAUCCACAGCACUGGGGAGAGGGGUAGCAAUUGUGAUAGGAACCAGUAAAGAGGUUACUGCUUUGGUUAGUCUUACCUCACUGAUAUGUGGUAGAACAUUGAAGGGAUCAAUCUUUGGAGGGAUCAAACCACAAUCUGAUCUCCAAAGUAUUAUUGACAAAUGCAUCAAUGAGGAACUUCAUCUUGAUGCGCUUGUGACUCAUGAGAUUCAAUUAGAUGAGAUAAACAAAGCAUUUCAGUUGUUGAAGCAACCAGAUUGUGUUAAAGUCGUAAUCAUGAUUUAAUAGGAACCCUGAUGAUUGACUUGAGUACUUUAUCAAGUAAUGGUAAAUAAAUCACAACUUUAAACAUAUAUGUUUGCAUUCCAGUGUAAAAAUUCGAGUUGUCUAAGUAGAAGAUUUUCAAACAAGAUGGUUCACUUG
Molecule: messenger RNA, 1351 nt
Organism: Telopea speciosissima
Lineage: Eukaryota; Viridiplantae; Streptophyta; Magnoliopsida; Proteales; Proteaceae
Product: 8-hydroxygeraniol oxidoreductase-like
Exons: 7
Coding region: 86-1213 (375 amino acids)
Biological process (GO): formaldehyde catabolic process
Cellular component (GO): cytosol
Molecular function (GO): zinc ion binding; S-(hydroxymethyl)glutathione dehydrogenase [NAD(P)+] activity
Source: RefSeq, a predicted model, not a curated record